Manihot esculenta (cassava) is the source of this 1645-nucleotide messenger RNA. Its product is annotated as transcription factor MUTE. Bases 521 to 1111 code for a protein of 196 amino acids. NCBI's taxonomy places the organism in Eukaryota, Viridiplantae, Streptophyta, Magnoliopsida, Malpighiales, Euphorbiaceae. Gene Ontology annotation, molecular function: DNA-binding transcription factor activity; protein dimerization activity. Gene Ontology annotation, cellular component: nucleus. The transcript has 3 exons. Gene Ontology annotation, biological process: guard cell differentiation; positive regulation of DNA-templated transcription; stomatal complex development. The record is from RefSeq and is a predicted model, not a curated record.
AGGGCCUUCGCAGCAUUAUACAUUGACAGCCAUAAGUAUGCGUGUGUUUUCUUUUUGUAAGGUCAACAGCAUAGAUACACGUAUACAUCACUUUCUGAUAAGAAAGGAAAUAAGAAAAAAAAAAAAAAACACACGCAAAAAGGAGAAUUUACACUUAAAACUCACAUAAAAGUAAGCAUGCAAUGACAGGUAUGAUAAAAGGGGAAUGUGCAUGAAGAAGACAUACGGGAAGUUAAGGAACAACAACCUUCCCCUUGUUUUAACUCGUCAUGUAAUUGAUGGCAAGGUAAUAAACGUGAGAUGUAAUAUCUCUAAGAGAGAGAGAGAGAGAGAUGGCGAGUGAGUGACCAAGCACCUCACGGGACUGCAACAUAGAGCAUUUAAUAUCCAACCGAGAAAAUAGUUUUUAGAAUCUCACUCUUAGUUUCCAGCCCUAUAAAUAGAUAAGACUUUUGAACCCUAAACUGAAAUGCAAAAGAAAAUAUAUGUAUUUAUAUAUAAUCUUGUUUGAACGGGAAAGAUGCGUCACAUAUCUGUAGAAAGAAACCGGAGAAGACAGAUGAAUGAACAUCUCAAAGUCUUACGUUCCUUGACCCCUUGUUUCUAUAUCAAAAGGGGGGACCAAGCAUCCAUAAUAGGGGGUGUUAUAGAAUUCAUAAAAGAGUUGCAUCAAGUUCUGCAAGCUCUGGAAUCCAAGAAAAGGAGGAAUAGUUUAAGCCCUACUCCUGGUCCAUGUCCUAGCCUUAGCCCUAGGCCACUGCAACUAAUAACUCUUGAGCCUGAUCAGAGCCCCUUUGGGCAAACAAAUGUUAAGGAACUAACUGCAUGCUGCAACUCUUCAGUUGCAGAUGUGGAAGCAAGGAUAUCGGGAUCAAACUUGAUCUUGAAAGUACUAUCAAGACGAAUACCAGGUCAAAUUCUGAGGAUAAUCAAUGUCUUGGACAAACUUUCCUUCGAGGUCCUUCACCUGAACAUAAGUAGCAUGGAAGACUCUGUUCUUUAUUCCUUUGUGGUUAAGAUAGGUCUGGAUUGCCAGUUAAGUGUGGAGGAACUUGCAGUUGAAGUCCAACAGAGCUUCUUUCCUGAGAACUUGUACACAAUUUAUAUGUAGUUUUUGCUGUCAAAUAAUUUGCCUUGGAAUGCAAGAUCCCCUAAAGAUGUUAGAAAGAGGGAGAUGCAAUCCAAGUUUCGUGAUGGGCCAGCCCAUUUAUAGUGAACCCUCAUAGUCAUAGGCAUGGGACUAGAUUUGUAAUUGGGGCGAAACAGUUAUGGGGAUCGAAAGGGAUGCAUUACCAAAAAAAAAAAGACAAAUAAGGCCGCAAUUAAGCUGCCAUUUCAUUUAGCCACUGUCACUUGAUGGUAGGCCUACACAUCUAUCAUUGAAGUAAUGGGUCCAUCUCUAGACAUUGAUGGAUGAUGGAUCCAUCCAUCCACCCAAAAUUUCUGCUUUUAUUAUUGCUAACUCACAAAACUCCUGUCUUCUUCCCACCCUUGUUUUUUUAUGUUCACAUGCAUUUUGUUAUACUGAAAAGGGAUCAAUCAAACUGAUGAAGCAUGAACCCACGUUGAAAAUUCUUAACUUUUAAUAAGAUAACUUUAAUUUAGAGCAAGUAAAUAUAUUAAAUUGAUUUUUAUAAAAUCUAAU